AUGUCGUACGCAUCGAAAGCAGCUCGCCCAGCUCCUAUCCAGCAGUUUGCCAUCCGGACGAGGCUGGCGGAGUCGGACCCGAUCGUCUCCUGCACCAACCUCUUCGACUGGGGCUACGAGCCAGCGCACGUGAUGCUGGAUGAGCCACUGUGCCGGAGGGAGGAGGAGGAGGAGGAGCUCGGGGCCGACGUGACCUCGGUGGGCUGCAUCUGUGCUCAGAUGAGCAUCCUGAUCGACAAGGAGGCGCAGUUGCUCUACAUGCAGCUGCAGAAGGAGUGCGGCCAGCUGUUCCCCAGCUUGUCCCUCCGGGACGCUCUGGAUCAGCUGAGGAUGCUGGAGCUGUUCCCCUCCCUAGCUGAGAGACUGCAGCUCGAGCCCAGCUCGGACAAGUCGGUGACGUUCAAGGAGUACAUCAACCACAUCGCACUCCUCCACCAGACCCUCGCCAUGGCCUCCCAGAUCCGGGCUGACCUCAGCAGCAGCAACCACAAGUACAUGGCCCACCAGAUCGCCCUGCUGUACCAGUCGCUGAGCUACGGCAACAUGAAGGGCGCAAACUUCAAGGCCCAGAUCGAGGAGCAGUUCCCAGCCAUUAAGAAGGUCACGGAGGAGUCCCAGGCACCGCAAUUGAGCAAGGAGCAUUGCGAUUGGCUGCGGAGCAUCACUACACAAAUCAUCGAGAGCUGCACUGACCUCACAGCGCCGUCAAGUCAGUACAUCCAGCCAUGGAUGGUCGUCUUCAGCGACACAUGA
Messenger RNA from Guillardia theta CCMP2712, 753 nucleotides. RefSeq lists its product as hypothetical. Lineage: Eukaryota; Cryptophyceae; Pyrenomonadales; Geminigeraceae. The transcript has 4 exons. Bases 1 to 753 code for a protein of 250 amino acids. The record is from RefSeq and is a predicted model, not a curated record.